This is a messenger RNA of Pelobates cultripes (western spadefoot toad), 339 nucleotides long. NCBI's taxonomy places the organism in Eukaryota, Metazoa, Chordata, Amphibia, Anura, Pelobatidae. The record is from the annotation of a GenBank genome assembly.
UGCAGACCCAAAAUGGCGGACGUCUUUCAAACGAUGGGGAUGGAGUCACUCUCCGCCUCAGAGGAUGACUACCUGAGCGAUGUGCCGACCGAGACACCCCACAGGAAGCAACAAACCGCUCCAAAAAGGCAAUCAGAACCACCACUGGCCACUAAGGCCGACUUGUCAGGUAUGGUGAUUGACCUCAAGGCCUUCUUUAUGGCAGAAUUAGCUGGCCUCAAGAUGGAACUGAACACGCUCACAGGCCGCAUGCGAGCCACGGAAGAGGUAAUUCAGGAGUUGAGAGCCCAGCACGAUGCCACGGCGAAGCAAACACAACUCAACGCUCGAGUGGGGUAG